GGUGGCUAUGUCGAAUUUUGGGAGGCCCCAGGGUGGUGGCAUCAACAUGAUAGGGAUCCUGCUACCAUGCGAACCGCCACCCAUCUCUCGCUUCCGCCGGUUGCCUUCGAGGUUCCUGCAGCAAGGUGAGCCUCAGUGGCCCGUCUCCCGCCCGCAGAGCCAGUACUGAACCAUCUUUUCUUCCCCUGAACAUCUCCUGUACACCCGAGGAGGACCGCGCAGUUCCCCUAGCUCCUCUCACACCUGAGCGAAGUACACAGCUUCACGCUCUGCACAGCUGAGGCUCCCUUCCACAGUCGCAGUCCCGGUAACCGCCAGAGGCGAGAGGCAGCCAGUGGGGCGGAGGCAGGAGGAGCCGCACCUCUGCAGCUCACGGAGCUAUAAGGGCAGGUGGAGAGGCGCGGAGCGGAGCGCAGCGGGAGCCAUGGGGAACCGUGUCACUCGAGACGACUUCGAGUGGGUCUACACGGAGCAACCCCACACGCAGCGCAGGAAGGAAAUCCUGGCAAAGUAUCCAGAGAUCAAGACUCUAAUGGGACCAGACCCACACUUAAAAUGGAUUGUAUCUGGAAUGGUGUUCAUGCAGUUUCUAGCAUGCUACUUGGUGAAAGACUUAUCUUGGAAAUGGAUUUUCUUCUGGGCUUAUGCUUUUGGGGGUUGCAUCAACCAUUCCCUGACCCUAGCCAUCCAUGACGUUUCGCACAACGCCGCCUUUGGGAACAAUCAGGCCAAGUGGAACCGAUGGUUUGCAGUCUUUGCCAACUUGCCUAUUGGCCUCCCUUACUCUGCCUCCUUCAAGAAAUACCACAUUGACCAUCAUCGCUACCUUGGGGGGGACAGCCUCGACGUGGACAUUCCAACAGACUUCGAAGGCUGGUUCUUCUGUACGCCACUUCGGAAGCUGCUUUGGCUUUUCCUCCAACCUCUCUUCUACAGUUUGAGACCUCUGUACGUGAACCCUAAGGCAAUAACGCGGAUGGAAAUCUUCAAUGCUCUCAUCCAGUUUUCUAUAGACCUUAUAAUUUACUGUCUUUGGGGGCUCAAACCUAUUAUUUACUUAAUAGCAGGUACAAUUCUUUGUAUGGGUAUACAUCCCAUUUCUGGGCACUUCAUAGCUGAACACUACAUGUUCUUAAAAGGGUAUGAGACAUACUCUUAUUAUGGACCUCUGAACUGGCUCACCUUUAAUGUAGGCUACCACAUGGAGCAUCAUGACUUCCCCAGCAUUCCUGGAUGCAGAUUGCCAAUGGUGAAGAAGAUUGCAGCAGAAUAUUACGAUAACCUCCCACAUCACCAGUCCUGGAUUCGAGUUCUGUGGGACUUUGUUUUUGAUGACACUAUUGGUCCUUACUCAAGGGUUAAGAGGCUAUGCAAGCUGGCAGAAGAAAGCUAAUGGACUAGCUCUGCCUGCUGCAUUAGUGGUUUUGUUCAUUUGAAUAACUUGAAUUUUCUGCAGGAUGCUUUUGUGUGCUGAAUUAGCUGUUGUUUAUGCUCUUUAGACCAAGAGGAUGUAUGAAAAUGAAGCCAUUGGGUGCAGUAUUUUAGACUGCUGAUGAUUUUUAGUAAAGGAUGUUUGCAUAUGUAACUCUGAGAAACUAGAUUAGAGUGAGCCAUUAUCAUAUGAACCUUUGUUCUAGGGUUAGAAUUAACUUCCUGGGCCAUGCGUGCCUAAGUCUGGGUUUUGGACUCAUCUACAAUGGAGAGUAUUUGGUGCACUG
Molecule: messenger RNA, 1718 nt
Organism: Pogoniulus pusillus (Red-fronted tinkerbird)
Lineage: Eukaryota; Metazoa; Chordata; Aves; Piciformes; Lybiidae
Gene: DEGS2
Product: delta 4-desaturase, sphingolipid 2
Exons: 3
Coding region: 425-1393 (322 amino acids)
Biological process (GO): sphinganine metabolic process; ceramide biosynthetic process
Cellular component (GO): membrane
Molecular function (GO): sphingolipid delta-4 desaturase activity
Source: RefSeq, a predicted model, not a curated record